AUGGUUAGUAUGCGCCUUCACCGUUUGACAACUCUGCUUGUUGCCAACCAUCGUCAAUUGGCAUCACAGGCCAACUUUAAUCUCUACAAAAUUGGAUUAAACAGUAUCCGUGCAUCGUCAUCAUGCUGUAAUCACAAUUCCAAGUCAUUUCAACAUCAGCCGAAGUCUCAGAAGUUUAUUCAGAAUGCCAGGACCUUCUCUGCUUCAUUGCUUCAACCAGAAGUCGCUGCAUUGUACACUCACGAAGAAGCCAGAUUCAGGAGCAUUGAAGAGGAUCGCGUACUGGCCCAGCCAAUUCCCUCAACACAAAGAGCUGCUGUAUUCUAUGAGUUUGGAGGACAAUAUAGAUUGGAAGAGAUUCCGAUUCCAGAAAUUGGACCAGAUGAUGUUUUAGUGAAGGUUAUCUACUCUGGAGUUUGUCAUACUGACUUGCACGUUUGGUUGGGAGACUUUCCUUUGGAAGCGAAGGAAAUGCCAAUUGUUGGAGGUCACGAAGGAGCUGGAAUCGUGGUCAAAGUCGGGUCAAACGUCACCAACUUUAAGGUCGGAGACAGAGCUGGAAUCAAGGUGAGGUAUCUUUCUUAUUCAACAUUUUCUGAUUAUUGAUAGCUUUUUUAUGUUUACAAUUCUAUGUAGUCACAUGUGAAUAUUAUAUUGUUGGUUUCAGUGGGUCAAUGGUUCGUGUUUGACCUGUGAACAAUGUAAACAAGGAAAUGAGCCCAACUGUAACGACGUUGUGUUAAGCGGCUUCCACCGUGACGGAUCCUUUCAACAGUACGCUGCUGUCAAAGCUACAGAAGCUGCAAAGAUCCACGACGGAAUCGAUCUAGUCAACGUGUCUCCAAUCUUGUGUGCUGGAGUUACCGUAUACAAAGCCAUCAAAGAGUCCAACGUUAAAGCGGGUCAGACUCUAGCGAUUACUGGAGCUGGCGGAGGAUUGGGAUCGUUGUGUAUACAGUAUGCCAAAGCCAUGGGGUUACAAGUACUGGCCAUCGACGUGGGAGAGAAGGAAGACCAUUGUCGCCAUUUUGGAGCUGACAUGUUUAUUGACCCAUUUGACACUCCCAACCUUGUAUCAGACAUUCAGAUGAUGACAGAAGGCGGACCACAUGGUGUAAUCAACAUCGCUACGGCAGUUAAGCCAAUGGAGGACUCUACUCACUAUGUUCGUACUCGUGGAACGGUAGUACUAGUAGCACUACCUAGAGAAGCCAAAGUGCCAGUCGAUGUGUUUUGGACAGUGGUACGAGCGAUCACGGUAAAAGGAAGUUACGUAGGAAGUAGACAAGACACAGACGAAGCUCUUAAGUUCUUACAACGAGGCCUGGUCAACAUACCAGUACAAGUGUUACCAUUGGAAGAGCUGAGUAACGUGUUUGAGAAGAUGCACUCCAACAAAAUUACUGGAAGAGUAGUACUCGAUCUGUGGAAGUAG
Messenger RNA from Bursaphelenchus okinawaensis, 1435 nucleotides. The record is from the annotation of a GenBank genome assembly. NCBI's taxonomy places the organism in Eukaryota, Metazoa, Nematoda, Chromadorea, Rhabditida, Aphelenchoididae.